Molecule: messenger RNA, 2972 nt
Organism: Hypanus sabinus (Atlantic stingray)
Lineage: Eukaryota; Metazoa; Chordata; Chondrichthyes; Myliobatiformes; Dasyatidae
Gene: dym
Product: dymeclin
Exons: 17
Coding region: 171-2183 (670 amino acids)
Biological process (GO): Golgi organization
Cellular component (GO): Golgi apparatus
Source: RefSeq, a predicted model, not a curated record
UGCAGGCGGUGUGACGUGGAGGGUGCGUGAGAGGGACGGCGGUUGGAGCGGAUGCUCAGCGGUCCGAGCAUCUCGUGGGAACCUGAUCGCGUUCGACGGGCUGAAGGGCCGACAGGCAGGUUGUAAUUAAAACGAUGUCUGAAUAACCUGGGCAUCACGUACAACUGGAGAUGGGUGCAAACAGCAGCAAUAUUGCCGAGCUUGCAAGUAAUGAUUACCUCAAGCGUCUUGCUGGUACGGAAUCCAUCUCUGAGAAUGAUCCAUUCUGGAAUCAACUUCUGUCAUUUUCCUUCACUACACCAACUAAUGGUGCCGAUGCUCGUCUCUUGGAGGAGGCAACACUUCCAAUCUCCAAGUCACUCAUUGUGAACAAUCCUUGUACAGGAAACUUUCAAGCUCUUGUUAAGAUCUUCCUUAGUAGAACCAAUGAAUUAAAGAUCUCAGCUGAAUGUCAGGACCAGCUGUUUAUUUGGCAGGCUCAUAAUGCCUUGUUCAUCAUACGAUGUUUACUGAAAAUCUUCGUUAGCCACAUGCCCGAGGAGGAGCUUCUGCUUAAUUUUACAUACCAAGAGAGGGCACCAUUGACUUACGGGGCUGAGCCAGAAGGUCUCCUGGAGGGAUUGAUAUGCACCUUAGUACAUCUCAUUAUUGAAUUGCCAUUGUUAGAUAUUACAUAUAGCAUUCUUCUCGAGUCUGUGACCACCCUUUUGGUUCUACUGUCUUGCCAGCUAUUCCAGAAAGAGAUAAUUCGAGAAAGUACAAUAUACAAGUACUUGAUGCAAGGACAAUGCCUCCAGGACACAAGCAGGGUUGUCAAAACAUUACUUUACAAUUUCAUCAGGCAAGAGAAAUGUCCACCUCAAGGAACACAGAUCUUUGAGCAGAACUCUGUGGGAAAUGGAUUGCUGUAUGGAUUAGCAUCUGGUGUAGCAUCCGGCCUGUGGACAGUCCUGACGUUGGGGGGUGUUGGGAGUAAGCCAGCCCAGCAAGAGGAGCCUUCGUCCCCUCUGGCUAAUCGGAGUCUAUUACUGCUACUCGUUCUAUCAAAUCUCAGUAACAUGUCUGACAGACCAAAUCCAUACCGACAGUCAAUAAUGUCCUUCAAAAACACACAAGACAAUACUGCCAUUCAGUCACCAAAUCCUCAUGCGUUCCAGAUAAACUUUAACAGUCUGUACACGGCAUUGUAUGAACAACAGAAAUCUGACCAGGCUACUCUCCUGCUCUAUACCUUGUUGCACCAGAACCCCAAUGUGAGAACGUAUGUUUUGGCCCGUACUGACGUGGAGAAUCUGGUUCUUCCAAUUCUUGAAAUUUUAUAUCAUGUGGAAAAACGAAAUUCCCACCAUGUCUACAUGGCACUUAUUAUUUUGCUAAUCCUAACUGAGGAAGAUUCAUUCAAUCGUUCUGUUCAUGAAGUGAUACUGAAAAAUAUUACCUGGUAUGCUGAACGUCCCCUGACAGAAAUCUCCUUGGGAAGUCUCCUCAUCCUGGUGGUGAUAAGAACAGUGCAGUAUAACAUGACCAGAACCAGGGACAAAUACCUUCACACUAAUUGUCUGGCGGCAUUGGCCAAUAUGUCCUCUCAGUUUCGUUCAUUGCAUCAGUAUGCAGCUCAGAGAAUUAUAAGCCUGUUUGCUUUACUUUCGAAGAAGCACAACAAAGUUUUAGAACAGGCUACACAGUCAUUAAGCAGUUCAAUCAGCACAGAGGAGAAUUCUCCAAUGCCUGAUCACGCUCAGGAUGUCAACGUGAUAGAGGAAGUAAUUCGAAUGAUGUUGGAGAUCAUAAAUUCCUGUUUUUCCUCUUGUCUCCACCACAAUCCCAACCUGGUUUAUGCACUCUUAUACAAACGGGAUCUCUUUGAACAGUUUCGCACACACCCUUCCUUCCAGGAUGUGAUGCAAAAUCUUGACUUGGUAAUCAGCUUCUUCAGCCUUCGCCUGGAGCAAGCAGGAACAGACCUAUCUGUGGAACGCGUUCUGGAGGUCAUCAAACAAGGUGCUGUAGCACUGCCGAAAGAUAAACUGAAGAAGUUCCCAGAGCUGAAGUUCAAGUAUGUUGAAGAGGAGCAGCCAGAGGAGUUCUUUGUUCCAUACAUCUGGUCACUGGCUUAUAACUCCACAGCUGAGUUGUAUUGGGACCCACAGCAAGUCCAACUAUUUACCAUGGAUUCUGGCUGAUGACCUACUUCUCAUGUGAUUGGUAGUGGGGAGGUGGGGGGUGUAAUGGUAUCAGAACAAUUGAAUAAGAGAAACAAGAAACAAGAAACUUUCAUCCAAAUUUCAUGUGCUCUGCACCUUCAAUCAGAUAUUCAUAACCCAAGCAAGAAAAGGAGAACUGAGGACAUACCAUAAGUACUCACUCACGUAUCAGGGUGCUGCUUCAGAUGGAUGGAGCAAUUAAUUGUAAUUGCUCAUGGCUCAAUUUCUUGAAUAGUAGUAUGAGAAUGAAUCGUUUUGCCAAUCCAGGGCAAAAGGUGAUGUUCCCAUCCAAAUAGUAAAUACGGGGAAGGAGGUUAACAAAAUAUCCCAUAAGUGCAACGUUCAAUUUUCCUGAUUAUAUUCUGAACACCAAUAUUAUUUAUUGCUCAUAAUAAUGUUCAAUUAAACUGUUUUAGAAUUGCGGUCUUCCUGAUCCAAAGUUGUUUGUAGAUAAAAAAUAAACUGAGACAGAAUAAGGCAUUGUUUUAUUUAAGUUAUAAUAAAAGCUUUAAGAAAUUAGUUUCUGUACUCAGGUGAUACAGGCUCUGGACAGAUGAUGUUUAAUGCAGGGACUGCCUGGCACUUAUCCUGAUGAUCAAGCAAGCAAUGAUAAUGUCAGUGAACACUUCUAAACUGCAUGUUGAAAUGCUUAUGUGCACAAUGAUGAGCAAAGCUUAAAAUCAAAAUGUUGUUUAAUAAACAAAUCCCAGUAGAUAUGUAUUUUCAAAAGAAGAAUUUAGAUUAUAAUAAAUCUGUGAUGUAAUUUGA